UAUAUAGCUAUAAAUUCUUGCUCUCUAAUACGUAUGCUUUCUUUUGUGCGAAAUGCCGACUAUCCUAGAUGGUCUCACCAUCAAAACUACAUUUCUGUUCCCUUAUUUAACGUCAUUUUUUUCGAAGUUUUGUCAACUUGAACUUGUAUAAGCAAGUGCAAAGUUGUACAUUCAUUGUAAGAUAACGCUGACUAAUAAAUGAAGAGUCUUCGCCUACAGCUAACUGCUGUAUAAUUUGCAGAACAAUUGUUUUUCAUUCUGUUGGUUGACUUGUGGAAAACAAUCACUUUAUUGUUUGUUGUUGAAUAAUUUCCUUUUCCCCUUUUUUUGGUUCUUUUUUUAGGUAAUAACCUAUGGCAUCUGAGCUGGAAGCAUACGUCGGUCGUACUGUCAAUGUAAUCACUUCUGAUGGACGAACUAUUGUGGGUACUCUAAAAGGCUUCGACAAUGUUGUAAACCUUGUCAUUAAAGAUAGUCAUGAAAGAGUAUUCAGUCCAACUGAAGGUGUUGAACAAGUCCCAUUGGGUUUAUUCAUUAUCCGUGGACAAAAUGUAGCUUUAGUUGGUGAAGUCGACGAGGAUUUGGAUAGACGAAUCGAUUUUACACAACUACGAGCUGAACCUUUAAAUCCUGUUGUACAUUAAUUGUUAUUUUAUUAUAAUACAGUUGUUGAUAUUUUAGUCUUUGUUUCUAUGUCAUCAAAACAUAGGUCGAUUUAAUGUAUACUUAUUAUUAUUAUUCCCUUGGGUUCCAAGUGGAACAUAUGGCUGGCUUCAACAACACAUCUUUACUUUGUUCUACUUUCUACCGUCCUCUUCAGAUGGGUCCACGAUUGCCCAUAAUCUCUCAUCUCCCUUUUCAUCUAGUUAGCUAGCUUGCUAGUUUCCUAGCCGG
Trichobilharzia regenti is the source of this 894-nucleotide messenger RNA. NCBI's taxonomy places the organism in Eukaryota, Metazoa, Platyhelminthes, Trematoda, Strigeidida, Schistosomatidae. The record is from the annotation of a GenBank genome assembly.